AUGGCCAGCGUCGUUGGAAUCGACUUUGGUAACCUCGCCAGCAAGAUUGGCGUGGCGAGGAAAGGAGGAAUCGAUGUUAUUGUGAAUGAAACCUCUAACCGUGCUACCCCAUCUCUGGUCUCUUUUGGCGUUAAGGCGCGUGCGAUGGGCGAGGCUGCCAAGACCCUUGAGACCUCCAACUUCAAGAACACUGUUGGCUCCCUCAAGCGUCUAAUUGGUCGCUCGCUAUCGGAGCCAGAGAUUAAUGACGUUGAGAAACAAUACCUGAAUGCUCAGCUCGUAGACGUCAACGGAACAGUUGGUGUCAAGGUCAACUACCUCGGCGAGCCAACCACUUUUUCGGCUACUCAGCUCGUGGCGAUGUACUUGGGCAAGUUGCGCGAUAUCACUUCCGCUGAGAUCAAGGCGACGCCAUCGGAUGUCGUUAUUUCCGUGCCGGGAUGGUACAAUGAUACCCAACGUCGUGCCGUUCUCGAUGCCGCACAUAUCGCAGGACUGAAUCCCCUCCGCCUCAUCAACGAUACAACCGCCAUCGCCCUUGGAUAUGGUAUCACCAAGUCCGAUCUCCCUGAACCCGAUUCGCCUCGAAACGUUGUCUUCGUAGACAUUGGUCACUCCAACUACUCCGUCGCCGUUGUCGCUUUUGCAAAGGGUCAACUAUCCGUCAAGUCAACUGCGUACGAACGCAACUUUGGUGGCCGCAACAUCGACCUUGUUCUCGUUAAGCACUUUGCUGCCGAAUUCAAGGAAAAGUACAAGAUUGAUGUCAUGUCUAGCCCCAAGGCAGUUUUCCGUCUUAUCACAGCUUGCGAGAAGCUCAAGAAGGUUUUGUCUGCCAAUGCCGAGGCUCCGCUCAACGUUGAGAGCUUGAUGAAUGAUGUCGACGCGUCCAGCAAAAUGACCCGCGACCAAUUCGAGGAGCUCCUUGCUGAACCCCUGUCGCUCAUCACCGUACCCCUCGAGGAAGCUCUGCUCGAGGCAGGCCUUACCCCCGACCAGGUUCAUUCGAUCGAGCUUGUAGGUGGCUCAACUCGUAUUCCUGCUAUCCGUACUCGUAUUCGCGACUACUUUGGCUCGGAUCGACAGCUCUCGGCGACUCUCAACGCUGAUGAGGCAGUCUGCCGUGGCGCCACUUUUGCGUGCGCAAUGCUCUCUCCCGUUUUCCGGGUCCGUGAAUUCACCGUUCAGGAUAUCACUCCCUACCCGAUCAAGACGAGUUGGGAGCGCGCUCCUGGGGAUGCUGAGGAGGAUGACACCGAACUUGUCGUCUUCUCUCGGGGCAACAACAUUCCUUCGACCAAGGUCUUGACGUUCUACCGAUCCGCACCAUUUGAACUCGAGGCUUCAUAUGCUGAACCUAACAAGGUUCAUGGCCAGGCCAAAAUUGGGUCGUUCAAGUGCAACAAUGUCGCGCCUGGAGCGAACGGCGACCCUGCCCAGAUCAAAGUUAAGACUAGGCUGAACUUGCAUGGUAUCCUUUCGUUCGAGGGUGCUCAGUUGAUCGAAGAGGAAAUAGUCGACCCAGAGCCACUCCCCGAGGGCGCUGAGGGGGAGCCACCCAAGCCUAAGAAACUUGUCAAGAAGACUGAUUUGCCCGUCUCUACGAAAUACAACUCGCUUGAACCUGCUGUCCUUGAGAAGUACCGCGAAUCCGAGCUCUCGAUGCAUGCUGCCGAUAAACUUGUGGCAGAUACAGAGGACCGGAAGAACGCGCUUGAGGAGUACGUGUAUGAUAUGCGCGGCAAGCUCGAUGAGCGACUUGCCCCCUUCGUUUUGCCAGAAGAAAAGGCCAAGAUUCUCGACCUCGCACAAAAGGCCGAGGACUGGCUGUACUCUGAAGAGGGCGAAGAUGCGUCCAAAUCCGCCUAUGUCGAGCGCCUUGAUGCUCUGCACGCGUUGGGCGAUCCUGUCACGACCCGUUACCGUGAAUGGGAGGCGCGCCCACGUGCAGCAGCUCAGCUUCGCGAGACGAUCGGUUCCUAUAUGGAGCGGGUCAACCAACCCGAUUUCGCCCACAUCGACGAAGCCGAACGCAACAAGGUGGUGGAGCGCUGUGCAACGGAGCAACAGUGGCUUGACGACAAGUCGGCGCGCCAACUCGAGAGGCCCAAGACUUCCGACCCGAUCCUCACCUCGGCUGAGAUCUUGAAGCACCGUGACGAACUCAUCUACUUUGCUACGCCUAUCUUGACCAAGCCCAAGCCCAAACCUCAGACGACCGAGACUCCUCAGGGAACUGGGACUCCACAGCCGCAGAGCGGUGCACAGAGCGGCACGCAAACGCCCAAUCCAGAUGCUAAGAAGGAGCCUUCAGAGAUGGAAGUGGAUUGA
Rhizoctonia solani is the source of this 2331-nucleotide messenger RNA. RefSeq names its product heat shock protein HSP70 family protein. Gene Ontology annotation, biological process: protein folding. The transcript has 5 exons. Gene Ontology annotation, molecular function: ATP binding; ATP-dependent protein folding chaperone. Gene Ontology annotation, cellular component: nucleus; cytosol. Bases 1 to 2331 code for a protein of 776 amino acids. NCBI's taxonomy places the organism in Eukaryota, Fungi, Basidiomycota, Agaricomycetes, Cantharellales, Ceratobasidiaceae. The record is from RefSeq and is a predicted model, not a curated record.